Messenger RNA from Erigeron canadensis, 705 nucleotides. RefSeq names its product universal stress protein YxiE. NCBI's taxonomy places the organism in Eukaryota, Viridiplantae, Streptophyta, Magnoliopsida, Asterales, Asteraceae. The record is from RefSeq and is a predicted model, not a curated record. The transcript has 4 exons. Bases 10 to 513 code for a protein of 167 amino acids.
GAAACAAUAAUGAAGAUAAUGGUAGCAAUAGACGAGAGUGAUGGGAGUUUGUAUGCUCUUCAAUGGGCUCUUGAUCAUUUAUUUCUCCACCAGACCACCUCAACGCCUCCGCCGGAGGAGGCGGAGCCCUCCAUGAUCACGGUUGUUCAUGUCCAGCCUCCUUUUCAAAUGCCAUACACCGCUGUCCCUGUUGGUCCCGUUCUAUUCGCAACACCAGCGGUGAUGGAUUCUGUAAAAAAGGCGCAGGAAGAAAGUGCAGCCGAAGUCAUGUCACGUGCAACAAAAAUAUGUGAACAACAAAGGAUUAAAGCAGAGACAAUGGUGAUUAGAGGAAACCCGAAAGAGAUAAUAGUAGAAGCUGCUGAACAAAUGAAUGUUGAUCUUUUGGUGGUUGGGAGUAGAGGCCUCGGCCAAAUUAAAAGGGCGUUUUUGGGGAGUGUUAGUGAUUACUGUGUGCAUCAUGCAAAAUGUCCUGUUCUUAUAGUACGACCACCAAAGUCAUCCCACAAGUAACUCCCAUCCGUUUUGCGUGCACUUUGGUGGUGUAAUUAAGAGUCAAAGGCUCUAAUGGCUUCUAAUAUGCAGUAAUAGUACUGAUGUAUGUUUUAAAAUUGUCCGUGGUUUUAAAUUUGUAAGUGACUGUAAACAACUAAAACAGCAAUAAGUUCGGAGAUGAAGUGUUAUAUGUCAUCGUUACGUGCUCUA